CACCACGCACGGUUACAAUGUGGGCGUGCUCAUAGCUCUAGUUUCCACCAGCUAAAUAAACUACCAGUACAUAUGCAAGUCAGUUUUAUUCACAGAGGCACUGUUUGGAAACGCGGUGAGUCCUGUCGCUAGCUGCGGAAUUAAAUAACUGGAUACGUUGCUGGAUAGCUUAAAAGGGCGUUCUACUACGAUACAUUUACUGACUACAAAGGACACCACAUGGAAACUCACACCACCAGUGCUAAGGUGCUUCUCAACCAUGCUACGAUAUUGAAUCUGCACACGGGAAAUCUAGUAAACCGUAGCCGUCUCAAGAAAAAAUGUCCGUCUUCACCUAGUGAAGAGGUAAGACUGACCAUUGGACUCUGUCAUAACUGGCUAGCUAAUGUAAGACGUUUGAAAAGAGUGCAUCAUGGCUGGUCAGCUAACUGGCUAGAUAAUGUUGUAACGUUAGCUUGAAAAACUGGCCUCGGCGAGUUAGCUAGCUCAACAACCAUGCGUUGUCUUUCCUAUAUCCAUCCCCAUUACGUCAUUAGAAAACAUCACGCUAGCGCUAUGUAGUCUGACAUUUAUGGCUACAUUGCAAGCCCUGUCAGAGUCAGGAUUCACCUGAGAAUGAGAUUCAAAGAUGCAUGAGGACAUUUUAAAUUAAGAAAGCCAGGACUUGUCUUGACUUGUCAUGUGUAAAUUAAAGAAGGCCAGCCUUAAUUCGGCAUGGAGGACAAUCAUAAAACGAUUGCCAGCAGUGUACAAAAUAAUCCUAUACUUUCCAUCUCUGGCAAUCUUUCAUAGCAUAAUUGAGUUAUCUGUAGGUAUCAUUGAAAGCCCUACCUAGUUACCACGGGUGUUGUUUAUAGCAACCCUGUUAACACUUCUAUUCAUUUACAGUCCACUCUUUCUACAUUUUCCCCCAUUACAGAUUCAAGACUGUGUUCGAGCCACACUUAGUGAGUGGUUUGCCACGAUACCACCACCAACUUUACCAAAGGUGAGACAGUGUUUCCUCUAUUUAUUUAUCUAUAGUGGCUUUAAAUGAAUGGGCUGAAGCACGGGUUGCCUAUCUGCAUUUAACCUGUUGGACUAAUCAUUAGCUAGAUCCCAAAUGUGGUCUUUUAACUAGUUAGCAUCCUAUUGAUGAAUUUUAAAAACGUGCAUAAACACAGUGAACAUAAUGUAGGCCUACCUGUUAGGGUAACUUGGUCACCCAGGGUAACAUGCCCCUGCCUAUUCUCAUAGAAACCACUUGGAAAGGCACACACCUGUCUAUAUAAGGUCCCACAGUUGACAGUGCAUGUUGGAGCAAAAACCAAGCCAUGAGGUCGACGGAAUUGUCCGUAGAGCUCCGAGACAGGAUUGUGUCGAGGCACAGAUCUGGGGAAGGGUACCAAAACAUUUCUGCAGCAUUGAAGGUCCCCAAGAACACAGGGGCCUCCAUUCGUAAAUGGAAGAAGUUUGGAACCAGCAAGACUCGCCCUAGAGCUGGCUGCCCGGCCAAACUGAGCAAUCAGGGGAGAAGGGCCUUGGUCAGGGAGGUGACCAAAAACCCAAUGGUCACUCUGACAGAGCUCCAGAGUUUCUCUGUGGAAAUGGGAGAACCUUCCAGAAGGACAACCAUCUCUGCAGCACUCUGCCAAUCAGGCCUUUAUGGUAGAGUGGCCAGUCUGAAGCCACUCCUCAGUAAAAGGCACAUGACAGCCCGCUUGGAGUUUGCCAAAAGGCACCUAAAGGACUCUCAGACCAUCUGGUCUGAUGAAACCAAGAUUGAACUCUUUGGCCUGAAUGUCAAGCGUCACAUCUGGAGGAAACCUGGAGCCAUCCCUACAGUGAAGUGUGGUGGCAGCGUCAUGCUGUGGGAAUGUUUUUCGCUCCCCAUCCAACCUGACAACGCUUGAGGAUCUGCAGAGAAGAAUGGGAGAAACUCCCCAAAUACAAAUGUGCCAAGCUUGUAGCGUCAUACCCAAGAAGACUCAAGGCUGUAAUCGCUGCCAAAGGUGUUUCAACAAAGUACUGAGUAAAAGGUCUGAAUACUUAUGUAAAUGUUAUAUUUCUGUUUUUAUUUUUUUUAUAAAUUAGCAAUUUCUACGCCUAUUUUGGCUUUGUCAUUAUGGGGUAUUAUUUGUAGAUUGAUGAGGGGCAAAAAACGAUUGAAUCCAUUUUAGAAUAGGGCUGUAAAGUAACAAAGUGGAAAAAGUCAAGGGGGUCUGAAUACUUUCCGAAUGCACUGUUGUUCGUCACACUGAUAAAGGCUAUUGUAGCCGCAAAGUGUCGGUGCGUUUCUUAAAAUUCCUACUUUGCAUAAGCUUUAAACAAUAAAUACUUUAAUUUAUCCACUACAUGAAAGUGCCUUGAUUACUUCUGAAAAUGUCGUUGCACAAAUGUAUUUUCGGCAUUGUUUACUAUCCAGCAUCAACUAAUUUUUGUUCUAUUGUAUUUCAUCCCAUGAUCAAAGAGCACCUUAUGGUAUACAACUAUAACCAAAGAAGCACUCCUCUCCUGUGUCUCUACCACAUAGCCUAGUUGUAUUUCCCAUGCAUGUUUUAUUACACACAUAGCUACAUAACAGCUAUUCACCCAACUUCUAAACAACACCAAUUAUAUAAAGUGUCCAUAAUCACUCUUUACCAAGUUCCCAUGGUGACCAAGUGUCUACAGUAUCUCUUUAUCAGCUAACAUUUUACAUCAUCAAGCAUAAAUAAUGGAAAAGUAGGGAUGGAUCUAUAAUGAACAAGACCUGUGUAACCAUUGGUUACUACUACGCGAUAGCAUUCAACUGCUUUGAAAGCAAAAUAGCUGUCUGACUGACCGCAAAGAAUUCCUCAGACUAAUGAAAGGGACCUGUCAUAGUGAUCGUUCAUGCAAAGUUGGCUGCGAAAGGUUCUACAUGUGCUUCUGCUGUGCGGUUGGAGUGGCUUUGCCUUGUGGUGUUUCUGCUGGCGUCCGCUAAUCUGCUUCAGCACGCUCAGUGAGUACGGGGGGUCUAAGCCCUAGUUCAAACAGCUCUAUCACUGCACCGAACUGAGAAUACGUCACUUUCUCUUUGGAAGAGCGGGGAUAGAGUGCCGUCUGAAACCAUUAAGUGCGCCUCGUCUGACUUUUGACAAUUUUCGCAGCCUCUGCUGCAUAUUUAGCACAGUGCAAAUUAAGCAUACCACUGUUUCAUGCAGCAUGCCAGAGCGAGUAGUUCUUCCACUGUCGGGAGAAAUGUUAAUGCAUAUUAAUUUUAAUUGCAUGCAAAUAAAGAUUGCUUCGCUGUCACACACACACACACAACGGAAGCACAUUCAUGGUCUCGGAUUCACAGGUGGAGGACUUCUGUGAGAGGUCACUGUUAUGCCUGAAAACCUUAGACCCAAAACCAACAAGGAAGUCUGCUGCAGUGUUGAGCGGUUAUAUGAGACCAAUCAGUACGUCAAGCAAAGAUCUUAACCGUGCCAGCCCGCUCUUAAUUUCCAUUCAGUUCUACUUGCCAUAAGUUCAGCGUCUGAACUGUGCGUUACACAAAGCCAAAGCUUAUUGGUGCAUCCCUACAAUGAAAUCCCACAACGAGAUUGUGAAACAGAAAUUCUGGGUUUGUAUUAGGACAAAGUGGAGGCAAUAUUGAUGUUUCUUCUCUGGUUCUUUAUGUAUUUUUAAGCUUCUAUUUUUUUCCUUUGACUAACACAUUUGUUGUGAUUUGAGUACAUUUUCUAGUACUGAUUGACACCUGUUUUUAUUUAGGACUUACCAGACACAAUUGACUGCUCCAUCCCUCAAGCUACAGAAGCAAUCACACCUGAGGAGAGGGAGGAGCUGAAGGUUUCAGGUAAGUUUUACUGGUACUUAUGGCUUUUAUGACAAUGGACAUAGUGAUGUAAUGAGACCAUAGUGUGGCAUUGACAUGAGGAAUUCUGAGCUCAGUAUGUGAAUUUGAUGACAAAUACCUUUCCUGGUACAUUUACAUUUUAGUCAUUUAGCAGACGCUCUUAACCAGAGCGAUUUACAGUUAGUGAGUGCAUACAUUAUUAUUUUAUUUUUCAUACUGCCCCCCCCCCCGUGGGAAUCGAACCCACAACCCUGGCGUUGCAAACCUUGACGAGGGGUUGCUUUUGUCAUGAACAUGUCCAUAUUCUUGCUUUACAGUCAAACUAUUUCUUUGUGAGGCAGACAUCUCUUCAAUCAAAGAUGCAGUAGAUAAGGGUGAGUAUUACAUUUGUUACAAAUAAGCAAAGGACCACAUUGACUCUGUGACUGCCAAAAGUCAUUUGACAUAGGCGAUCGUCUAUAAACCUGACCAUGCUGUCAUAUCAAAAUUCAACAGACCGAAGUAGACGUUAGUAUCAGUGAACUGCUGUCUGUUCCUGGACCACACCCAAUUAAUGUUUGCAUUACCUCAACCGAUUUUGUGCUUUAAGUUUCAUGCUCAUAAGAUGGACUGUUUCCGACAGCUUGCCAGGCCCUGGCUGUGUCCCAGCUGGACUCUGUGAUCAUUGCGCCCCCUGCUCUGCCUGAGGGAGAGAGCCAGACCCUGGACAACCUGCAGCCUGCCUGGAGGGAGCUGGAGGGCCUGGUGCAGAGCCACAAGAUCGCUGCCAUCGGCACCUCCGACCUGGACAAGGAGCUCCUGGAGCAGCUCUACAACUGGGCCCAUGUGAGUGGUGAUGUUGACGAGACCCGUCAGAUUGUUCUAGAACAGCUUUGGUGUAUUUUGGGUUUUGAAUAGUUUUAUUUGAUCCUGGUCUAGGUGAAACCCAGUAGUAACCAGGUGAAUCUGGCCUCCUGCUGUGUGAUGCCCCCUGACUUGACUGCUUUUGCGAAGGAGUUUGACAUUCAGCUACUGACUCAUAAUGACCCCAAAGGUGAAGAUUGUGCUCUUGCAUUUGAAUUUGUGAUCUUUUCACUAUUUUUAUUCAUUAUUUUACAUGAGUAAGGUACAGACCGGAUGUGCGUGUGCUCUGAGGGGCAGUGAAUUAACACAUUGUCUCUUUUCCUAUAGAACUGAUUACUGCUGCCAGCUUCCAGGAGGCAGUGCAGGAGAGCACUCAGGACCUGAAGGUAGCAGACUGGAGAUUGGAGUGGGUUUUGCGCUACUCCAUCAUAGUCAAAAGCAGGGGGAUCAUCAAAGCAAAGGGCUACCUUGUUCACGCAAAGAGAAGCAGCCUGUAGCAUGUCCUCCAAAAACCAGUUCAGAUGUUAUUCAUGACCAAUGCAUUCAUAGUAGUGAAACCACUUACCCUUCUGCAUUGCAGUGGAGGCUGUGUUUUAAAGACAGACAUGGGUAGCUAAACAUUUAGAAAACAUGGUUCCAAAACCGAUUUCCGAAUGUGAAGUGCCUCUUUUUCUCAGUUUAUUUUCUCCCUGCAUCUACUUUAUUUCUGCUGUAUCAAUGAGCAUCAAGGAUUAUGGGGUAUUAUGAAAAAAGUAUGAAUUGGUACCACAGAAUUUUUAUUUUAAUACAAUGCAGUUGUACUAAAAAAAGCAGUUUAAAGUGGAAACACAGCCUCUAAUCCACUAUUUUCACAUUGUAAAUUGAUGAGAAAAUUAAUUUGAAAUGAGUCAUUUGGAUCUGUUAAAGCCACAGAGUCAUAUAUAAAGUCCUAGUGCUCUCUGAUGUGUAUGAGCAGCUCCUACUGUUUCUACUGUAUAAUACUAGCACCCUGUAUUGGUAAUGGGGGGGGGGGGAAUAAGGCCUAAUUCCAAUCGAUUUCUGGUGAGUGAGAACAAUUAUGGUUAGUUCAGAAACUCCUUUUGAUUGAGUGUACACAUUUUAUUUUUUAAAAACAAAAAAUCGAGUGAUACUUUAUUGAUGUUAGUAUUGUCAUGUCAAACAUUUUAAUAUAAUUUUUUAAGCCCCGUACUUACUGACUGAGGGUGUACUAGGGGAGUGGUUCCCAAACUGUGGGGUGCGCCACCUAGGGUUUAAAUUUGUAGGCUUGACACCUUUUCUUGUGUACAUAAUAGCACUGAAAAAUUCCAGAUUGGCAUGGGAAAAUGUAUUACAAGCUCUGAAGUGUCUGGAUGGAUGAUGCCUUAUUCAUCAUGGCAUUUCUUCCAGGCCGGGUCCAAAAAGUUUGAUUUCUCUCUUGUACUGUAAUUAAUAUUUAAUGUUGCCAUUUUCUGUAUAUCAUGUUCUGGAAUUGGGUUUAUGAAAUGAUUAAACAUACUUUAAGUGUUACA
Messenger RNA from Coregonus sp. 'balchen', 6153 nucleotides. The record is from the annotation of a GenBank genome assembly. NCBI's taxonomy places the organism in Eukaryota, Metazoa, Chordata, Actinopteri, Salmoniformes, Salmonidae.